This is a messenger RNA of Racocetra persica, 450 nucleotides long. The record is from the annotation of a GenBank genome assembly. Lineage: Eukaryota; Fungi; Glomeromycota; Glomeromycetes; Diversisporales; Gigasporaceae.
AUAAAGAAAAAUAAGCGUAUACAAAAUGAUCUAAAUUACUUACAUGAAGAAAAAGAGCAUAUACAAAUUUCUAUAAAUCAAAUUGUCCCCUUAACUAAGCAACUAAAUAAUGUGAAUAAUAAGCUUAUGGUUCAAAUUACUUGCGAACGAAAGUCUCGUGCUGAUCUUAAUGCCAAACAGUUAAAAGAAAUAGAAUCACUAAAGUUUAAGAUUAAUUUACUAGAAAACUCACUAUCUUUAUUAGAACAAAUAGCACAAAAAGCUUUAUUAAAGGAUACUGAUACUACCCAGUCUCUUCACGAGAUUAGAAUCUCUCUAAAAUUAGAUCCACUAUCUAAUGAUUUAAGAAUAGGUGGCGAUGCUAUAGAAGAGGUAUCUGGUUUCUCUAAGACCUCCUCUUUUUCUUUACAUCACUCAGAGCUUAAUCUCGAUAAAUGCAAUGUAAAAGAG